Rodentolepis nana is the source of this 285-nucleotide messenger RNA. NCBI's taxonomy places the organism in Eukaryota, Metazoa, Platyhelminthes, Cestoda, Cyclophyllidea, Hymenolepididae. The record is from the annotation of a GenBank genome assembly.
AUGCUUGACCGUUCCGGAGUGGACGUAAAAGCCCUCCGAGCAUUUCGAGUACUCCGGCCUUUACGACUUGUCUCCGGGUUGCCAAGUUUACAAGUGGUGUUGAACGCGAUAAUUCGAGCAAUGGUCCCCCUCUUGCACAUAGCCCUUCUUGUCAUCUUUGUAAUUACAAUGUACGCCAUCGUCGGUUUGGAACUAUUCUCAGGGAAAUUGCACGCAACCUGUUAUGAUGUCUACACUGGGAAGAAUUACGAAGAUGGUUACAUUUCCUCUGUUUACAAAUUAUAA